ACGACACAUGCCUCACCAUCGCCAGAUGGCCACUAUGUCGCUGGCCUAACUGCCGACCACCUCUAUGUUUACUAUACUGCGACCCUAACCAUCGCUUCUUCGUUCCCGCUUGACAACUUGAAUGCCCCAACGAUACGGUCGACCGAAACACCUGCACUUCAUUGGACACCGUGUUCGCUAUCCAUCAUUCUCCAGACCAGCAGCUAUGUCUCGCUCUACAGUCUGGCAAACACAGCUAGCAGGGUCAGAAUCGCCAACGGAAGCGCUAGCUUGGGUAGAAUCGCUAGUGCGGAUAUUUUUGGCGAGAAUGUCGUUGUAGUCUGGGAGUUUGGUAGGGUUGGUAUCUUUGAGGUUGCAAGAGGUCGGGUCACUGAGAUUGGCGAACUGAAGACUGGUCUUGGUAGCCUAAAGUCUGCAUGGGGGAUCCGAAGGCUCAAGGGCAAAGUUGAAGGUAUGUUUGGCUUUCUUGAUUUGGAAAGCAUGACUAAUGAAACACANGUUCUUGCCAUAUUGUGUCGUAGUUCGGCAAUGGAUACGUUGUCCUUCAUGCUGGCCACAUCAACUACCCCAUUCACGACAAUGAAUAUGCCUACUACCGAUGCUCAAUCACUAGCUUGGAGUCCUUCAGGUAAAUGGUUGAGCGUACUAGACACACCAUUGAGUGCACCAAACUCCGCCGUACAUCUCUACACUGCAGACGGCAACUUCUAUCGCAGUUAUCCCGCUGCAACCUCUGAGUCGGUCGAAGAGACUUACACAUUAGCAUCCUACUCGCCAGCCGUCGAGAUGAAAUUCGACGCAACCGGCAGAUUCCUCGCUUUGCGCCUAGAAGCGUUCCCAGAAACUGUGCUUGUUUGGAGAAUCCCUACUUCCAAGCCUAUAUUCGCUUCUUCCACCCAGGAUACCGAGCCAGAAGCAGAAACCAAUGAAGAUCGGAAUGACUCAAUGCUGGUGUUUCACCAUCAUACCAACAUCAAAAAACUGCAAUGGCAUCCUACAAUCUCUGGAUUGUUGCUCAGCCACACAGAAGACAACCAAAUCUACCUCUCCUCCACCACAGGCGAUGCAAACGCACCUUUGCACCUCUCUCAUCCUUUCCCUGCACCCAAAGCAUCUUCAUCUUCAUCGACUUCUUCUUCUUCUACUUCACCGAUGGAUCUACUAAAUGUGCAUUGGGUAACUUCCACUACUGUUCUCAUCACCACCAAGAAACGUGGUUGGGUCAUUGCGUACCCUUUCGGUGCCCCUUCUGCUCCUUCUUCGCCAGUGCACACGCAGUUCUCGGAUGCAAUGGGAGAAGCAGAAGGUCAAGAGAUGCAGGAAGAAGUCAGUGAGGAUUCUUUGUACGAUAUCCUUAGUGGAAGGACGCCGUUGCCUGCAUUGAGGAUCUCCGAUGACUAUUUGCCAGAGGAUUCAGAGGCGGAAGGGGAUGACGAGGGCAACAGAGAUGGACUAGACGAUACGUUCAGAGGCAAAGGAACUGCAGGAACAAUGGGGAGUUUCGAGUAU
Molecule: messenger RNA, 1509 nt
Organism: Aureobasidium uvarum
Lineage: Eukaryota; Fungi; Ascomycota; Dothideomycetes; Dothideales; Saccotheciaceae
Source: the annotation of a GenBank genome assembly